UCUCUGCCAUAGCUCAUGCACCUGCAAUCACUCAUCAAACAACAGUCAUUAUGAUGCACACAACAACAACAACAAGAACAACAAAGCCUCUUCUCUUCUCUUCUCUUCUCACUUACAUGUGUUUUUCUCUCUCCAUGUGUUUCACUGUGCAAACCUCUCUAUCCAUCUCUAUCCAUUGAAAUAUACACAGUGCCUCCCAAGAAAAUCCCAAAGAAAGCUGCUAAACCUAAAGCUGUUGUAAAGCUGCACUCUUAUAUAAAUCAUACCCUCCAUAGAAUAAAAGAGAGAGAGAGAGAGAGAGAGAGAGAGAGAGAGAGAGCCACCUUUUCCACCUCCUCUUGCUCCUUCUAUCUAUAUUAUAUAUCUCCAUCACUUGCUAUAGAUCAAGAAGAUAUCAUCAUCCUCAUCAUCAUCAUCAACAACAACAGCAGCAGCAACAACAACAACAACAACAUCCAUAGUCAUGUACUUCUCUUCUCCAUCUCCGGCCACUGCAUCACCUCUGUCCGGCAACCCAAAGAAAAAGCGCCGGCCAGCAGGAACUCCAGAUCCUGAUGCAGAGGUUGUAGCUCUAUCGCCCAAAACUCUAUUAGAGUCAGAUAGAUACAUCUGCGAGAUAUGUGGACAGGGCUUUCAACGUGACCAGAACCUACAAAUGCAUAGAAGACGGCACAAGGUGCCAUGGAAACUAGUUAAGAAAGAUGCUACUGAGAGCAGUGGAGGUGGUAGUAGCGGAAGUGAGGUGCGCAAGAGAGUGUAUGUGUGUCCGGAGAGCAGUUGUUUACAUCAUGAUCCUGCGCAUGCUCUCGGUGAUUUGGUCGGCAUUAAGAAGCACUUCAGACGCAAACACAGUGCGCACAAACAGUGGGUGUGCGCGCGCUGCGGUAAGGGCUAUGCUGUUCAGUCUGACUACAAAGCUCAUCUGAAGACUUGCGGCACUCGUGGGCAUACUUGUGAUUGUGGCCGUGUUUUCUCCAGAGUGGAGAGUUUUAUUGAGCAUCAAGAUGCAUGCAUGGCUAAUCAAGCAUGUAAUCAAAGACCAUCUGAAUGCAUUGAGUUGCAGCUGCUACCGACAUGCAAUAACACCAACAACAUCUUGAUCUCUUCUUCUACACCAUCAUGUUAUGAAGAGGAGGAGAUUGCUACUAACUUAAAGCUCUCAAUUGGUCCAGAACCAAGAGGGAUGGAUGAGGAAGCAAAGGUGGAGAAAGUAAUGGCUGAUCAAGCGAGAGAGAAUGCCAAAAGAUCAAUGCAAAUGGCUGAGUUUGAGUUCAACAAUGCUAAGAGAAUCAGACAAAGAGCACAGGCUGAACUAGAGCAAGCUCUAGCACUUAGACAACAAGCUUUCAAUCAGAUCAAUGUUUCUAUGCUUGAGAUCACUUGUCAUGCUUGCAAGAAAAGGUUUAGCUCUGAUGAGACUUCACCAACAGCGGUGAGCUAUAUAUCCUCUGUUGUCACUGAAGGUGAAGGUGAGAAUGAUAACCAAAACCAUGAGCCAUAAUAGUUCAUGUAUUUGUUCUUGUUGUUUUUGUUUUCGUUUCGCUUACUAUAUACACCAAAGUGAUCAGGGAGGUUAAUUAGUUUGGAUGGUUGU
Dioscorea cayenensis subsp. rotundata (Guinea yam) is the source of this 1594-nucleotide messenger RNA. RefSeq names its product protein indeterminate-domain 14-like. Gene Ontology annotation, molecular function: DNA-binding transcription factor activity. The transcript has 3 exons. Gene Ontology annotation, cellular component: nucleus. The record is from RefSeq and is a predicted model, not a curated record. The coding region runs from base 464 to 1501 and encodes 345 amino acids. NCBI's taxonomy places the organism in Eukaryota, Viridiplantae, Streptophyta, Magnoliopsida, Dioscoreales, Dioscoreaceae.